This is a messenger RNA of Danio aesculapii, 315 nucleotides long. RefSeq names its product E3 ubiquitin-protein ligase RNF165-like. The coding region runs from base 1 to 315 and encodes 104 amino acids. Lineage: Eukaryota; Metazoa; Chordata; Actinopteri; Cypriniformes; Danionidae. The record is from RefSeq and is a predicted model, not a curated record. Gene Ontology annotation, molecular function: ubiquitin protein ligase activity. The transcript has 5 exons.
AUGCGUGUUGUCCAUGAGAUCAGAAAUUAUCCAUAUCCUCAGUUACACCUGCUGGCUCUUCAAAGCCUCAGUCCGUCUCGGCACGCGACGGCAGUGCGGGAGAGUUACGAGGAGCUCCUGCAGUUGGAGGACAGACUGGGAAAUGUGAACAGAGGCGCAGUGCAGGCCACCAUCGAGAGGUUUACCUUUCCUCACAAGUAUAAAAAGAGAAAGACCCUGGAGCUGAAGAUCGGCAUGGAUGAAGAGGAGCUCGACACGGAUGAAAAAUGCACAAUAUGUCUCUCAAUGCUUGAAGACGAAGAGGACGUCAGGUAG